This is a messenger RNA of Acanthopagrus latus (yellowfin seabream), 4618 nucleotides long. RefSeq names its product ATPase sarcoplasmic/endoplasmic reticulum Ca2+ transporting 1 (gene atp2a1). Lineage: Eukaryota; Metazoa; Chordata; Actinopteri; Spariformes; Sparidae. The transcript is spliced from 26 exons. Gene Ontology annotation, molecular function: ATP hydrolysis activity; P-type calcium transporter activity; ATP binding. Gene Ontology annotation, cellular component: membrane. The record is from RefSeq and is a predicted model, not a curated record. The coding region runs from base 138 to 3122 and encodes 994 amino acids. Gene Ontology annotation, biological process: calcium ion transmembrane transport; intracellular calcium ion homeostasis.
CUCCGAGAGGAGAGCAACAGCCCAGAGAGAGAGAGAGAGAGAGGGGGUAGAGAGAGAGCAAGUGUGAACGCAGGGGGGUUGCCAGUUUCUAAUCCCAAUCCCACACUUCAAGAAAGUGCCUCUCCGUUUCAGCGAGGAUGGAGAACGCACACAUCAAAGAGUCAGGGGAGGUCCUGUCCUACUUUGGCGUCACUGAGGAAACCGGCCUCUCACCUGAUCAGGUCACCAAGAACCUGAGCAAGUAUGGCUACAACGAGCUGCCAGCAGAGGAGGGAAAGACUAUCUGGGAGUUGGUGGUGGAGCAGUUUGAGGACCUGUUGGUCAGAAUCUUACUGCUGGCCGCCUGCAUCUCUUUUGUUCUGGCCAUGUUUGAGGAGGGCGAGGAAUCUGUCACCGCUUUUGUGGAGCCCUUCGUCAUCCUCCUCAUUCUCAUUGCAAAUGCUGUUGUUGGAGUGUGGCAGGAGCGCAAUGCAGAGAGUGCCAUUGAGGCUCUGAAGGAGUAUGAGCCUGAGAUGGGAAAGGUUUACCGGGCGGACAGGAAGAGUGUUCAGAGAAUCAAGGCCAGGGAGAUUGUUCCUGGUGAUGUGGUGGAGGUUUCCGUUGGUGACAAAGUGCCCGCUGACAUCAGGAUCAUCUCCAUCAAAUCCACAACCCUGCGUGUGGACCAGUCCAUUCUCACUGGUGAGUCUGUCAGUGUGAUCAAGCACACUGAUGCCGUCCCAGACCCCCGAGCCGUCAACCAGGACAAGAAAAACAUGCUCUUCUCUGGCACCAAUAUUGCGGCAGGAAAGGCCACUGGUAUUGCUGUUGCAACUGGCGUCACCACUGAGAUCGGUAAGAUUCGUGACCAGAUGGCUGCCACUGAGCAGGAGAAGACUCCUCUGCAGCAGAAACUGGACGAGUUCGGAGAGCAACUCUCCAAGGUCAUCUCCCUCAUUUGUGUGGCCGUGUGGAUAAUCAACAUCGGCCAUUUCAACGACCCCGUCCAUGGAGGCUCCUGGUUCCGCGGUGCUAUCUACUAUUUCAAGAUUGCUGUUGCUCUCGCUGUGGCUGCCAUCCCUGAAGGCCUGCCCGCUGUCAUCACCACCUGCCUGGCUCUGGGAACUCGUCGCAUGGCCAAGAAGAACGCCAUCGUCAGAAGCCUGCCCUCUGUGGAGACCCUGGGCUGCACCUCAGUCAUCUGCUCGGACAAGACCGGUACCCUCACUACCAACCAGAUGUGUGUAACUAAGAUGUUUGUGAUCGAUAGAGUCGAUGGUGAUAGCGUUUCCCUCGGUCAGUUUGACAUCUCAGGCUCAAAGUACACCCCAGAGGGUGAAGUUACAAAGAAUGGAGGGUCAGUGAAGUGUGGACAGUAUGACGGACUGGUUGAGCUGGCUACCAUCUGCGCUCUGUGCAACGACUCUUCUCUGGACUACAAUGAGUCCAAGGGUAUUUAUGAGAAAGUGGGUGAGGCCACUGAAACAGCCCUGUGCUGUUUGGUGGAGAAGAUGAACGUGUUCAACACUGAAGUGCGUGGCCUGUCCAAGGUGGAAAGGGCAAACACUUGCUGUUCUGUGAUCAAGCAGCUGAUGAAGAAGGAGUUCACCCUGGAGUUCUCCAGAGACAGAAAGUCCAUGUCAGUUUACUGCUCUCCUGCCAAGUCCGCCAAGGCCCCUGUGGGAAGCAAGAUGUUUGUCAAAGGUGCUCCAGAGGGUGUCAUUGACCGUUGCACAUACGUUCGUGUGGGCACCAACCGUGUGCCCCUGACUGGCCCAGUCAAAGACCACAUCCUGUCCGUCAUUAAGGAGUGGGGCACUGGGCGCGACACCCUUCGCUGUUUGGCACUGGCCACCUGCGACACACCUAUGAAGAAGGAGGAGAUGAACCUGGAGGACUCCACCAAGUUUGUAGAAUAUGAGACUGACUUGACCUUUGUGGGCUGCGUUGGCAUGCUCGACCCUCCUCGUAAGGAGGUCAUGGGUUCCAUUGAGCUGUGCAGGGCCGCUGGAAUCCGUGUCAUCAUGAUCACUGGUGACAACAAAGGCACAGCUGUGGCCAUCUGUCGUCGCAUUGGUAUCUUCACUGAGGAUGAGGAUGUCACUAACAAGGCCUUCACUGGUCGUGAGUUUGAUGACCUCCCUCCAUAUGAUCAGAAGAACGCCGUCCGAAAGGCUUGCUGCUUUGCCCGAGUGGAACCGUCCCACAAGUCGAAGAUUGUGGAGUUCCUGCAAGGCUUUGAUGAGAUUACUGCCAUGACCGGUGAUGGAGUGAACGAUGCCCCCGCCUUGAAGAAGGCGGAGAUUGGCAUCGCCAUGGGCUCUGGCACUGCCGUUGCCAAGUCUGCCUCUGAGAUGGUCCUGGCUGACGACAACUUCUCUUCCAUCGUGUCCGCUGUUGAGGAAGGCAGAGCCAUUUACAACAACAUGAAGCAGUUCAUCCGCUAUCUCAUCUCUUCUAACGUAGGCGAGGUCGUCUGUAUCUUCCUGACCGCCGCCCUGGGUCUGCCCGAGGCUCUGAUCCCUGUCCAGCUGCUGUGGGUCAACCUUGUGACUGACGGUCUGCCUGCCACUGCGCUGGGCUUCAAUCCCCCUGACCUGGACAUCAUGGGCAAAGCCCCCCGCUCUCCCAAAGAGCCCCUCAUCUCUGGCUGGCUCUUCUUCAGAUAUUUGGCCAUUGGAGGUUAUGUCGGUGCUGCAACUGUGGCAGCUGCUGCCUGGUGGUUCCUGUACAGUGACGACGGCCCAUUGGUCACCUUCCACCAGCUGUCACACUUCAUGCAGUGCAGCGAGGACAACGAGGACUUUACCGGCAUCCACUGCGAGGUGUUUGAGGCCGCUCCUCCAAUGACCAUGGCUCUGUCUGUGCUGGUCACCAUCGAGAUGUGCAACGCUCUGAACAGCCUGUCUGAGAACCAGUCCCUGGUGCGCAUGCCGCCCUGGAGCAACCUCUGGCUGGUGGCCGCCAUGAGCCUCUCCAUGUCCCUUCACUUCAUGAUCAUCUACGUCGACCCCCUGCCCAUGAUCUUCAAGCUCACUCACUUGAACGUUGAGCAGUGGCUGAUGGUGCUGAAGCUCUCCUUCCCCGUCAUCCUCAUCGAUGAGGUUCUCAAGUUUGUGGCUCGCACAUAUCUGGAGGCCUAAACCUGUUUCCCCCUCCUCCAUACCCCUGUAACACAACAAGGUAAAGUCUAGAGGCAGAGGCCGACAGAGGCUGAAGUCGACAGCCGCGAUACAGAGGAUGGAGAGAAAAAUGGCUGAGCGCUCCCACUGAGAGAGAGCCGCCAACAGACACCUGAUGUCAUCGAAACAUCAAGUGGCUUGAAUACAAAAGAAAACACAUAAGCCAUCUGAAAAUACACCAAAAAAAAGCUGCAAAAUAUUUUUUUUCUGUGUAUGUACUGAGGUUAAUAUAUAGGUGAGAGUUAUUAAAACUACUGUGUUGAUUCUAUUCUUAAAGAAUAAAGAUAUGUAUUAAAAUCAAUCGACUUCAGUGUCCAAUUACAUUUUAAAUAUUAAAUUUGCUCUUAUUAGAUGUUUCAAACCAUCUUCCAGCUUUAGAACUAAACUUUGACAUGAACAGGUUUCUGCUCAAACAGAGGCUCUCGUCAACACACUGACAAAAGUACAUUCACGACUGGAGUUUGGUGUCAGACAGUUUUUUUAAAGUUAGUAGAAUGUAUUAUGAAAUGUGUAAAAUGGAAAUGAUCAAAUAACACAGUAUGAAACCCUAUUUUACUGUUAUCAAAUAAUGCAGUGUAAGACAUAUAUCAAGCACAUCAGCCCUGUCAAUUUCCUGUGAUCCUUUUAGCAUAUGAAGUACAUUUGCGUGGAGCCAUGAUAGAGAAACCUUAUCAUUGUAUAUUGAUAAUGAACUUAAAGGUUAAAGGAAAGAAUGUGACAGCCUCCCUUUAAUUUCUUUGAACACAAAACAAGCUGGCAAAGUGUUAGAUAUUCACAUUUCUUCAUUGAUUUUUCCUCAUCCACAAUCAUAAAUUCGCUUAAGUCUAAAAGCUAGUACGGUUGUAGUAAGAACAAGAAUAGUUAACAACGCUUAGCUGAAAAUAAAGACGACAAAAUAAAUGCACAUAAUAAAAGAUCCAAUCUGAAAUGCAGUUAAUUUAAGAGAGUUUCUACUUUGCAUCAGGUCAUUAUUGCAUGGUGAUGCAUUGCUUUUAGAGGUCCUUCUUCACAGAAAAGUCUGCCUGGAGAAAAUGAUCGUGUAGUUUUUACAGUGCAAUAAAAAUGCUGGACUGUUGAGUGUUUAGCCGGAGUCAUGUCAGUGUUAUCUACAUAAUGCAUUUACAUGUACAUACAUGUUAGUACGGAAGUAAAUGUGUAACUGGAUGUAAGAAAACAUUUGGACAGUGUCCCCCCCAAAGCUGUCAUGGUUCAUCAAAAAUCACUUUGGUCACUGAGAACAGUUCUGGUCACUGACACCAAACUAUCAUCCCUGAAAAAUACAAAAAAUGUCUCUCCAGGAGAAUGCAUCCAGUGUUACAGGUACAAGCAGCACCAGCUGUGAUAAUCCCAGUAGUCACGACAGUAUUUCAUGUUUCAUGGUGGUGACGGCUCCCCAUCAGUCCCUCUUGGAAUGUUUUCUCUUGGUCUGUGCUCUUUGGUUCCAACGUGACUCUCUA